Molecule: messenger RNA, 2037 nt
Organism: Clavispora lusitaniae ATCC 42720
Lineage: Eukaryota; Fungi; Ascomycota; Pichiomycetes; Serinales; Metschnikowiaceae
Cellular component (GO): endoplasmic reticulum membrane
Source: RefSeq, a predicted model, not a curated record
AUGAGUAUCCAGCCGGGGAUACAAAACAAUGACUCUUCUGAGGGUUUAGUCACUCCAGAAGAUCAGGAUAAUUCUGAUAAGCCAAACUCAGUUGUUGAGAAGAGGCUGCAGACCGAUCAACCAAUGUCGAGAUCUCGAUCAUCCACCACUUCUGCAUUCCUAAGGUUCAUUCAUCAUGGAUCUUACAGUGAUCUACCGGCCUCUUCUAAAUCCAAUAACAGAAUGAUUUCUCUUUUCCGCUUACUUCUCAUCGAGUUGAACCUUCCCGGUCCUACUUCGUCAAAGAGGAAAAGUAAAGAAGAUGAGGAAGCAGAGAACCAGGCUUACGAACAGUUGUCCAGCAUGGUGCUGGUUCCAUUAUACUUGGAGAAAUUCAUUGUUUACGGUCUUCUCGUGUGUCUUAAUUCCCUUCUAACGCUCUUUACUUUAAUUCCGUUGAAAAUUUGCAUUAUAACUUACACCACCACGAGUGACCUUAUUCGCCUUAAAAAACUUAAUUUGCAACUUAUCAGGAGAAACUUUCAUUUCGUCAAAAGGGAUAUACUUACCCUUAUGCUCAUCGUGCUCACAAUCUAUACCUUGGGAAGUCCUUUAUUAGACAUUUCCCGAUUAUACCAUGACAUUAGGGGUCAAGCACACAUCAAGUUGUAUGUCAUGUUUGGGGUUUUGGAAGUAACAGAUAAGUUGCUAUCGUCAAUUGGCCUGGAGAUCUUUACUGUACUAGUGGGAAUUCCCUUGACAGAUGGCAGUCCAGAAAAUAUCUUGAAGUUAUUCCUUUUUCUGCUUAUUGCAUUGGUCUACUCUACUUGCCAUUCAUACGCCCUUAUUUACCAAUGUGUAUCACUCCAUGUUGCGGCAAACUCAUAUUCUAAUGCUUUAUUAGCACUUUUAUUAUCCAACCAAUUUGCAGAACUCAAAGGUGCUGUGUUCAAAAAGUUUGAUAAAGAGGGCUUAUUUCAAGUGUCCAUGUCAGACUUAACAGAAAGAUUCCAGUUAUCGAUCAUGUUGUUCAUCAUUACCUUGAGAAAUCUAUCACAGCUUGGAUCUACACAGUUAGGAUUGAUACCAGACAGUUGGAAGUCCUGGAAUAAGUGGUUCGGGGCAAUCUUUGGACCCUCGAUGGUUGUACUAGGAAGUGAAGUAUUCGUUGAUUGGUUGAAGCAUUGUUUCAUCAAUAAGUUCAACCGUAUUCGUCCAACAGUUUACGACAAUUUUCUUUAUGUGUUGAGUUUGGACUUCCAUGAAGUUUUCAUUUCGAAUUCGAAGCUGCUUACUCUGAGAGAAGCAUCAGAUUAUCUCGUGUUGGCUAAAAGAAUCGGCUUGCCUAUAAUUUCCCUUGCUAUUUGCUUCCUUCGCAUGUCAUUGAGUGAUUUGAAGAAUGUAUUCUGGCCUGCAUCCGUCACGUUUAUGUCCCUCCUGAGCAGUUUGGCCUUAUUGUGUUUGACAUUUAUCGCAUUGCUAGUCAUGAGACUCAUGAUAAGCUUGUGGCUUUUGAAGUGGGGAAGAAGAAUCAAAAGAAACCACGAGGCACGUCAGUCUGAGUUGGUAAAGAAAUCAAGUCACUCUUUUAUGACCCCAGACCAUCUGCAGUUUGUGUCCUCUUCGGUAGAUGUAGAUUCACCCUUGAAUAAUGAUUUAUCUGACGACUCCAAUAUUUCUAUCGGAGUGAAUACGGAAAGUGACUUGACACAAGCAUUUAUUGACUUGCCCACAUUAGGUGCAAGUUUCAUUCAAACUUCCCUGCAAACAACAAUCCCAAGCACGCAUGAUCAGAUUAGUUGCUCCAAGGAUUUGUUGGAGAAUGAGAUACUGCGAUCAUUCAUACCAGGCGUACCAAAUACUGAAAUGUCCUCCAUAAACCCGUCAACUAGAUCAUAUAUUUACGACUAUGGUGAAAAGAUUCCGCCAACGUUGGAGGAGAAAAGAAACGCGGAGGUGAAAAAGAGGCGCAUUGGUUCACCAAUUGUUGAGCAUCCCGACAACGAUUCGCUUUCCAAGGUAAAAAGGUACGAAAUGGCAAGCAAGCGUAUAUGGUGA